Peromyscus eremicus (cactus mouse) is the source of this 1251-nucleotide messenger RNA. RefSeq names its product T-cell-specific guanine nucleotide triphosphate-binding protein 2-like. Gene Ontology annotation, molecular function: GTPase activity; GTP binding. The transcript has a single exon. Gene Ontology annotation, biological process: cellular response to interferon-beta; defense response. Lineage: Eukaryota; Metazoa; Chordata; Mammalia; Rodentia; Cricetidae. Gene Ontology annotation, cellular component: endoplasmic reticulum membrane. The coding region runs from base 1 to 1245 and encodes 414 amino acids. The record is from RefSeq and is a predicted model, not a curated record.
AUGGCUUGGGCCUCCAGCUUUGAUGCAUUCUUUAAGAAUUUUAAGAGGGAAAACAAAAUCCUCUCUGAGGAAACCAUCACCUUGAUUAAAUCCCACAUUGAGGAAAAGAAACUCCAGGAAGCACUUUCUGUAAUUCAAAAUGCACUGAGAGACAUCGACAAUGCCCCCCUGAACAUUGCUGUGACAGGGGAGACAGGGACAGGGAAGUCCACAUUCAUCAAUGCCCUCAGGGGGGUGGGGCAGGAAGAAGAAGGUGCAGCUGCCACUGGGGUGACAGAGACAACCAUGGAGAUAAAGCAUUAUGACCACCCCAAGUUUCACCAGGUGAAAAUAUGGGAUCUGCCUGGCAUUGGGUCCACUAACUUCCCACCACAGGACUACCUAAGGGAAAUGAAGUUUGGUAAAUAUGACUUCUUUAUUAUCAUCUCUGCUACACGCUUCAAAGAAAAUGAUGCACAACUAGCCAAAGCCAUCAAAGAGAUGAAGAUGAAUUUCUACUUUGUCAGAACCAAGAUAGAUGUUGACUUAUAUAGUGAACAGAAGAGUAAACCUAAGACUUUCAAUAAGGAGAAUGUCCUGAUGAAAAUCCAAGACGACUGUUCAGAGAAACUCAAGGAGGUUCUCUCCAGUGAGCCUCGCAUCUUCUUAGUCUCUAGCUUUGAUGUGUCUGACUUUGACUUCCCAAAGCUGGAGACCACCCUAUUGGGUGAGCUCCCAGCCCACAAACGCCACAUCUUCAUGCUGUCCCUGCACAGUGUUACUGAGGAAACCAUUAACCUCAAGAGAGAUUCCCUGAAGCAGAAAGUCUAUCUAGAGGCCCUGAAGGCUGGAGCAUGGGCUUUCAUUCCAUUUGUUGGCAUGAUCAGGAGUGAGUUAGAGAAUCUGAAUGAAACAUUCAACCUCUACAGGUCUUACUUUGGGCUGGAUGAUGCCUCAUUGGAAAAGAUUGCUGAAAAUUAUAACUUGUCUGUGAAAGAACUCAAGUCGCUCCUUCGAUUUUACAAUUUGUUUACAGAAGACAACGAUGAGUCCUUAGAAGAAAGACUAAUGAAAUAUAUUAAUAUCUUUUCCUUGAUCUUUGGUGGACCAGGUGGUUCUAGGAUUUACUAUGAAAAGACUUACUAUUUGCAGAAUCUCUUUCUGGAUACUGCAGCAAAUGAUGCCAUAGCUCUUCUUAAAAAGGAAGCUCUUUUUGAAAAGAAGGUGGGACCAUAUAUAUCUAAGCCCCCCGAUUACUGGGAAUGAUAGGAA